ACUCGUUGGUAGCUUCACAGUACCCCCACCUCACCUCACCAGUCGCCCUAACCUCACCUCACCUUAAUUUUAAAGAACUAGUCUCUCAUUCUUAAAAUUCACUCCAACCCAAACUAUCAUAUUUCAUCCAAUAUCAUCAAUUCUCUCAUUUUAGAAAUUCUAUUCUGAUUCAAUUGUUUUAUAUAACGACUGAUUUUUUCAACUUUCUACCUUUUUCCGCUUUUUGUACCUCUUAUAGCUGUAAGUGGAAAUGCUGAUUUUCUUCUAUGGGUCUGUUUCUUGAUCGAAAAAACGUUGGACUUUUGAUGGAAAAUUUAGGGUUCAGUGAAAUUAUUGAUGGAGAUUGUUUUGCUAUUGGCGUUCUUCCUAUUUAUUAAUGCACAGUCCAUAGAUUACCAUCUACAACAGCAAGGGCAAGAAAGGGAAGUUCGAAGUAUUAACUCACAUUCUUGUAUACAUGAUCAAAUUAUUGCUGAGCGCAAGCGACCUGGUCGUCAGCUUUAUUCUGUUACCCCUCAAGUAUAUGUAGAGUCUGGGCUCACAGAGUCUCUCAACCACAAGGGUCGUUCCUUGCUUGGUGUCUCAGAAUCUGAAGACGGAAAGAGUCCAAUUAGAAUAUAUUUAAAUUAUGAUGCAGUGGGGCAUUCAUCUGAUAGAGACUGCAGAAAUGUUGGGGACAUUGUAAAGCUUGGGGAACCUCCUAUUACAUCUGUUCCGGGGACACCACCAUGUAAUUCUCAUAUCAAUCCCCCAGUUUCAGGAGACUGCUGGUAUAAUUGUACAUUGGAUGAUAUAUCUGGGGAGGAUAAAAAGCAUCGCCUGCAUAAGGCUCUGGGGCAGACAGCAGACUGGUUCCAGAGAGCCUUAUCUGUUGAGCCGGUUAGAGGGAAAUUGCGGUUGAGUGGAUACUCUGCAUGUGGACAAGAUGGAGGUGUACAGCUACCAAGGGAAUAUGUAGAAGAGGGUAUUGCUGAUGCGGAUCUAGUUCUCUUGGUAACUACAAGACCAACAACUGGCAAUACAUUAGCAUGGGCAGUGGCAUGUGAGCGGGAUCAGUGGGGCCGUGCCAUUGCAGGCCAUGUAAAUGUUGCUCCCCGCCAUUUGACUGCAGAAGCUGAAACGCUGCUUUCCGCAACUCUCAUACAUGAGGUUAUGCAUGUUCUUGGUUUCGAUCCGCAUGCGUUUGCACAUUUCCGUGAUGAACGCAAACGAAGACGAGCUCAGGUUAUAAAACAAACCAUGGAUGAAAGGCUUGGGCGGAUGGUAACACUUGUGGUGCUACCUCGAGUCAUCAUGCAUGCUCGGUAUCAUUAUGGGGCAUUUUCUGAGAAAUUUACUGGUUUAGAGCUGGAAGAUGGUGGUGGGCGAGGCACAUCAGGCUCGCAUUGGGAGAAGAGGCUUUUGAUGAAUGAGAUUAUGACGGGGUCUGUGGACACAAGGUCAGUUGUUUCGACAAUGACUCUGGCUAUAUUGGAGGAUAGUGGAUGGUACAAGGCCAACUAUAGCAUGGCAGACCACCUUGACUGGGGACGCAACCAAGGGACUGAAUUUGUUAUCUCACCGUGCAAUCAAUGGAAGGGUGCUUAUCAUUGCAACAACACCCAAUUGUCAGGCUGUACAUAUAACAGAGAGGCAGAAGGGUACUGCCCUAUUGUAAGCUAUACAAGCGACCUUCCUCAGUGGGCCCAAUACUUCCCCCAGGCUAAUAGAGGUGGGCAGUCCUCAUUGGCCGAUUAUUGCACCUACUUUGUAGCUUAUUCUGAUGGGUCAUGUACAGACACCAAUAGCGCAAGAGCACCUGACCGCAUGUUGGGAGAAGUGCGAGGAAGCAAUUCCAGGUGCAUGGCCUCAUCACUGGUUCGUACUGGCUUUGUACGUGGUUCUUCUACUCAAGGAAAUGGAUGCUACCAACAUCGAUGUAUGAACACGACAUUGGAGGUUGCCGUGGAUGGCAUAUGGAAAUCCUGUCCUGUAGCUGGUGGCCACAUUCAGUUCCCAGGGUUUAACGGUGAACUGGUUUGCCCUGCUUACCAUGAACUUUGCACCACGUCCUCACUUCCAAUAUCAGGUCAAUGUCCUAAUUCGUGCAACUUUAAUGGAGAUUGUGUGAAUGGAAGGUGUCAUUGCUUUAUGGGGUUCCAUGGCCAUCACUGUAAUAAACGCCUCUGUCCUACUAACUGUAGCAAACAUGGCACAUGCCUUGACAAUGGGAUCUGUGAAUGUCAGAACGGAUACACAGGCAUUGACUGCUCCACAGCUGUCUGUGAUGAGCAAUGCAGCCUUCAUGGAGGUGUUUGUGACAAUGGAAUUUGUGAGUUCCGUUGUUCGGAUUAUGCUGGCUAUACAUGCCAAAACAGUUCAUUGUUGAUUUCAACUCUCUCAGUCUGCCAAAAUGUCCUUCAAGAUGAUUUCUCAGGGCAACACUGUGCUCCCAGUGAACCAAGUAUAUUGCAGCAACUUGAGGAGGUGGUUGUCAUGCCGAACUAUCACCGCCUCUUCCCAGGUGGUGCACGGAAAUUAUUCAACAUUUUUGGAAGCAGUUAUUGUGGUGAAGCUGCUAAACGGCUAGCAUGCUGGAUCUCAAUUCAAAAGUGCGACAUGGAUGGUGACAACAGGCUUAGAGUCUGCCACUCAGCAUGCCAGUCGUAUAACCUAGCGUGUGGAGCUUCUCUGGACUGUUCAGAUCAAACACUUUUCAGCAACGAGGAGGAAAGUGAGGAUCAAUGUACCGGUGCCAGUGAAAUAAGGUUAUCAUGGCUUGGUCGCUUUAGAGGCGGCAUCCACCAUAUCGAUAAUUCCAUGAAAGAAGCAUCGGUAAAAUAUAGGCAGAAGCUGUAAUUUACCUCCUGCUUUCUCAGUGUAAUUUUUCUAGGCUGUUUAUUGUAGAAGAUAGGCAGGGCACAAUCUGCCGUGCAUUAGGUGUAGGAUUUAGCUUUCUACCCAAUCUUAAUGUCUUUUAGGAAGGGGACUGGGUAGGAAAUUAAUCUAGUUUUGACUUUCAGAAUGGAAGUCUCAAUUGUAGAGAUAAAUUUGUACGAGGCAAAAAAGAAAGAAAACAAAGGGUAAGCCCAAAAAAGAAAAAGAAAACAAAGGACAAAAAAGAGAAACGGGAUUGCUUUUGUCAAUGAUGAAUCUCAAAGAGAUGGCCGAAGGCUGUUCAUGAGAAUGAAAAUAUUUGAUUUGUAUCUCAGUUGAGUUAUUUUUCUUCGCCACCUUAGAUGAUGUGCUUUUCAACUGUAUUUAGUGUUAAGGUAGUGUAGAGCUAACUUGCUGGUUGUGGCAUGUACAGCCGCACAGGUUCUUAUUAUUUGCUACAGUGAAAAUAUUCCACAUAUUAACGAUACUUCA
This is a messenger RNA of Beta vulgaris subsp. vulgaris (sugar beet), 3348 nucleotides long. RefSeq lists its product as uncharacterized. The record is from RefSeq and is a predicted model, not a curated record. Gene Ontology annotation, molecular function: metalloendopeptidase activity. NCBI's taxonomy places the organism in Eukaryota, Viridiplantae, Streptophyta, Magnoliopsida, Caryophyllales, Amaranthaceae. Gene Ontology annotation, biological process: cell adhesion; proteolysis. Gene Ontology annotation, cellular component: membrane; cytoplasm. Bases 337 to 2838 code for a protein of 833 amino acids. The transcript has 17 exons.